AUGCCCGAACCCGCCAUUGCGCGCCACCGCUGGUGGAAAGAAGCCAGCAUCUACCAGAUCUACCCAUCGAGCUUCUGCGACAGCAAUGGCGACGGCAUCGGCGACAUCCCGGGCAUCAUCUCAAAGCUGGACUAUCUCCACGAGCUAGGCGUGGAUGUGAUAUGGCUCUCUCCCGUGUACAAAUCUCCCCAGAAGGACAUGGGCUACGACAUCUCGGACUACCAGGCGAUAGAUCCGCGGUACGGGAGCAUGGCGGAUAUGGACCGCCUGAUCGCGGGGCUGCAUGCGCGCGGGAUGAAGCUGCUCAUGGACCUGGUGGUGAACCAUACUUCCGACCAGCAUGCGUGGUUCCAGGAGUCGCGGAGCUCGCUGGACAACGACAAGAGGAAGUGGUAUGUGUGGCGCGAUGGUUUCAUGAAUGAGAAGGGGGAGGAGGGGCCGCCGAAUAAUUGGCGGUCUGUGUUCGGAGGUAUGUGGGCGGAGUUUAAGAUCCAGGCGGGCGGGCUGACGGUAAAAACACAAAAACACGAAGGCAGCGCAUGGCAAUACGACGAAGUCACAGGCCAAUACUACCUCCACUGCUUCCUUCCCGGGCAGCCCGAUCUCAACUGGGAGCACCCGCCGGUGCGGGAGGCCGUGCACUCGCAGAUGAAAUUCUGGCUGGACAAAGGCACCGACGGCUUCCGCAUGGACGUGAUCGAUCUGAUCAGCAAGCCUCGCUCGUUCGCUGACGCGCCCGUGGUCCUUCCCAACGAGCGGUGGCAGCCGGCCGACAAACUGAUUUCCAACGGUCCGAGAUUGAACGAGUUCCUCGAGGAGAUGGGGAGGGAGGUGUUGAGCAAGUAUGACGUCAUGACGGUGGGGGAGAUGCCGUGGAUGACGGAUAAGCGCGAGGCAUUGAAUGUGGUCGGUUGGUGGAGGGGGGAGCUGGAUAUGAUUUUUCAGUUUGACAUGAUCACGAUGGACUUUGGCAACAACGGGCGCUACUCGUGGCCAGAAAAGCCCUGGACAUUGUCGACGCUCAAGGGAGCACUGGAGGGGUGGCAGACAUUUAUGAUCCAAAACGGCGGUUGGAACUCGGUGUGCCUUGAAAGCCACGACCAGCCGCGCUCAGUCAGUCGGUUCGUCGACCGUUCGCUCACCGACAACGACCCGGUCACGCGCGUGCGCGUCGCAAAGAUGCUGGCUACACUCGAGGCCGGCCAGUGCGGGACGAUAUAUGUCUAUCAGGGACAGGAGCUGGCGAUGAAGAACAUGCCCACGCAUUGGCCCAUUGAAGAGUAUAAGGAUGUCGAGACGCAGAAUGCGUAUAAGGAGGCGCUCGAACAGGCUGGAAGGGACGAGUCGAAGAUGCAAGAUUUCAUGAAAGCGCUGCACCUCAAAGCGCGGGACCACGCGCGAAUUCCCGUACAAUGGGACUCUUCCUCGCACGCCGGCUUCACGACGGGGAUGCCGUGGAUGCGGGUGAACGAAGACUAUCCACAGUGGAACGCAGCGCUGCAGGUGCCCGACGAGGACAGCGUAUUUUCGUUCUGGAAGAAGGUCCUGCAGCUGCGGAAGCAGUACAAGAAUGUGCUGAUAUAUGGAGACUUCGAGAUGUUGGUGCGAGAGGAUGCGAGGGUCGUUGCGUAUCGACGUACGAAUGGGCAGGAGCGCGCCCUGGUGCUGCUGAAUUUUACGAAUGGGCCGGUUGAGUGGGAAAUACCCCGUGGUAGAAGGGUAGAGGAGUUGGUCGAUGAGCGGUAUAGGAAGUUGGGGAACCAUGGGAAGCUCCUCGGGGAGGGGGAUGUGCUCUCGUUGCGGCCGUUUGAGGCGCUGAUGUUUAUCAAGUGA
Molecule: messenger RNA, 1833 nt
Organism: Tricharina praecox
Lineage: Eukaryota; Fungi; Ascomycota; Pezizomycetes; Pezizales; Pyronemataceae
Product: glycoside hydrolase family 13 protein
Exons: 5
Coding region: 1-1833 (610 amino acids)
Biological process (GO): oligosaccharide catabolic process
Molecular function (GO): alpha-amylase activity
Source: RefSeq, a predicted model, not a curated record